This is a messenger RNA of Chelonia mydas (Green sea turtle), 1865 nucleotides long. Its product is annotated as epidermal retinol dehydrogenase 2. Gene Ontology annotation, molecular function: oxidoreductase activity, acting on the CH-OH group of donors, NAD or NADP as acceptor. Bases 504 to 1463 code for a protein of 319 amino acids. NCBI's taxonomy places the organism in Eukaryota, Metazoa, Chordata, Testudines, Cheloniidae. Gene Ontology annotation, cellular component: lipid droplet. The transcript is spliced from 6 exons. The record is from RefSeq and is a predicted model, not a curated record.
UCUUGGGAGAAGGAAACUUUUUUAGCAGUCUAUCUUCUGAGGUUAAUGCAGUCUGAGUGUUUUGGUGGUUUUCACUCCAUUUAAACAAACUACUCCUUUUAAACAAACUACUACGAAAACAAUCUAUUAUUUGGCAGAAAUGUGAACAAUUACACAAAAUGUGUGUAUACAAAAGCCCACAUAUAUAUAUAAAAUGAUAUUACAACCAAUGGAAAAUGGAGUGUUAAAACGAAGUGAAUAGGAGACUUGUGGGAUCUUGCUCCUCUGGCCUAAGCAGUCUUUAGCAGCUGGCACUAUUCCAUGGCUCCCUAGGAAAAUACAAUAAAUAUAUCUAGCGAUAAAAUGCAUUUUUGCAGAAAAGAAUUGUGAUCUAUUAACUAACUAGAUCCUUAGGGUACAAGCUAAUUCUUUUUUUUUUUAACCCUAAUAUCUCUGAAAUUUCAAUGCAGCAUUUUUGUUUUAUCUUUUUAAGCAGAAAAAUUAUCCUUCGUAUCUGAAAAAUCAUGUGCAAGUUAAACAGCAUCUUGGAGACCCUUGAAUUCCUGAUUUUAUUAGGAUAUUACUACUUUGAGGCUUUCGUUCUGUUAAUUUGUCCUCCAUGUAAAAAGAAUGUUGCUGGUGAAAUAGUGCUUAUUACAGGAGCUGCAAAUGGGAUUGGAAGGCAGAUUGCCUUAAAUUUUGCUCGUCUUGGGGCUACCCUGGUUUUCUGGGACAUUGAUGAAGAAGGUAACAAAGAGACGACUAAACUGGCCAAAGAAAAUGGAGCCAAAGGAGUUUAUGCCUACAGGUGUGACUGCAGCAAUAGGGAAGAAGUCUACAGAGUGGCAGAUCAGGUUAGAAAAGAAGUUGGGGAUGUUAAUAUCCUAAUCAAUGAUGCAGGCAUAGCAAAUGUGAAGACGUUUCUUGACCUUCCAGAUGCCGAUAUGGAGAAAACUAUAAGGGUGAACAUCAUGGCCCAGUUCUGGACUUGCAAAGCCUUCCUUCCAGCUAUGAUUGCCUGUAACCGUGGACACUUGGUUAGUAUCUCAAGUGGAACUGGACUUAUUGGUGCCAAUAAACUGACAGAUUAUAGUGCAAGUAAAUUUGCAAUAAUUGGCUUUCUGGAGUCACUAGCUUUUGAGUUGCAGGCUGCAGGAAAGAAAGGCAUUAAAACCACCAUCGUCUGUCCUUCUUUUGUAAAUACAGAAUUAUCCACGGGUAUUCGUGUCUCGAGGCCACUUUUACUUCCUAUUUUGGAUGUAGAGUAUGCAGGCAGGAAGAUCGUGGAUGCAAUUCGAGAGGAGAAGUUUUAUGUGUUCAUGCCUCUGACCAAUUGCCUUUCUUCUUUGAAAAACUUUGUACCUAAGAAAGUGCUACUCCUUGCUGUAGAGUAUGCUGGUAUUUUCAACAAUCUGGACGGUGUCAGAGACCGGAAGAGAAGGGACCAAAACUACACUGCUCUGAAGAUGUCAGAUACCAGCUAAUCAAAAUUCAUGUGUAACAGUUAAUGGACAUAAUGGGUUAUUUCUUCAGGUUUAUUUCUUCCUUAGAUCAAUUCUCUUCUAUAUGAUACUUUAGGUGUUUAAAGAUGUCAUACUUGUUCUGAUAGCUGUCUGUUAAUCAGUAUUUUUUAUCCUCAACUGUUCUCUCUUCUUUCCAUCAGUACAGGCAUAUUCUCCACUCAACAUAUGUACGUAAUUCAUUAAAGCAAAUAAAAGUUAAUGUAGUGAUCUGUCUCAGUACCGAGGUCACAAAUUAUCAUAGCUGUUACCUUUAUGGGCUCUCAUGGCUAAGAGAUUGUGAGAUUUAAUGGACAUGGAGAGAUUGACCUAAUCUCAUCUUGUGAAAGGUAGUUCCUCCAGGACAAUAAUCGGGGCUGAACAGAA